AUGAGCUACUUCGGGCCCAACCACAUCGUCGACGCUAAUCUACGAGGCGCCAACAGGGCCGUACGGAUGCCAGAGCCAGACCGCUCCUGGCAGGCGUCAGGCCAUCCAAGCCCUGCGUACAUGCCAAUGCCAGAGCCGGUCGUCAACCAAGCGCAGCCGGCAGUCCCGGGCCCUAUCCCAGGACCGCCGCCCCAGGUCUACGCCAUACCGGGUGACCGCGGCAUGACAGUUACUGAGGAGCCGCUUCGGAAGAAACGAGGACUGUACUCUUGGCUCAAGUUCUGGCGUCGCAAGGAUAGGCUUCCGGAUGUGAUAACGCGCGGAGGACUCGCAAAGGGCGGGCUCUGCCAGCCGCCUCAGGGCAAGCCCGCGCAGCCGGUCAAGGGCACCGUCGUCAAAACGAAACCCCGUCCCAAACGCGGAUGCCGGUGUGCAUAA
Punctularia strigosozonata HHB-11173 SS5 is the source of this 438-nucleotide messenger RNA. RefSeq lists its product as uncharacterized. The record is from RefSeq and is a predicted model, not a curated record. NCBI's taxonomy places the organism in Eukaryota, Fungi, Basidiomycota, Agaricomycetes, Corticiales, Punctulariaceae. The coding region runs from base 1 to 438 and encodes 145 amino acids. The transcript is spliced from 2 exons.